CUCGUGGCUGGUUGUGAGGACGUCAAGUUUCCUGGAGUUAAUCCCAGCAAAUUGCUGACAGCAGAGGCGGAACAACUUCAUGAGAAUAAACACUGUUGUCGGGUAAAAUUAAUUUCUGUGGCUCGGUGACAACACCGGGUCAAGCGCGAACGUUUCAUCUCAGUUUUCUACUCUGAACCGAGUUUUUGUUUUUUUAGUUUGUUUUUUGUGGGCGUGCUCAGUUUCGUUUCUUUCGCACAGUUUUGUCGCAGACUGUGAGUCGGGUCAGAUGGCCGACCUGGACGAGUCCGGCUUUUCCCUCAUGAGCCUGGAGGACGAGCUGACCUGCAGCAUCUGUCUGAGCACCUUCGACUGCCCGGUCACCAUCCCCUGCGGACACAACUUCUGCCAGAACUGCCUGCUGUCCUCCUGGACCGACUCCUACAGCUGCCCCCAGUGUCGCACCCACUUCGCCACCAGGCCAGAGCUGAAGAAGAACACGGUCCUCAGCACCGUGGUGGAGACCUUCCGGGUCAAGUCCGGCAAGACCGAAGAAGAAGAAGGGGAGGAGGAUGAGGACGAGGAGGAUGAGGACGAGGAGGAUGAAGAUGAGGAGGAUGAAGAUGCGAGGGAUGACGCGGUCCGCUGUGACACCUGCAUGGAGGCGGAGGCAGCCCAGACCUGUCUCACCUGCAUGGCCUCCUUCUGCGAGGAGCACCUGCGGCCCCACCGGGAGAACCCCGUGUUCCGCCUCCACCAGCUGACGUUCCCCCUCGGGGACCUGGAGGAGCGGAUCUGCAGCGAGCACCACAAGAUGAUGGAGCUCUUCUGCACCGACCACGGCCGCCUGAUCUGCAGCCUCUGCCUGCAGCAGGUCCACAAGGGCUGCGGCUUCACCUCUCCGGAGGAGCAGCGGAGCAAGAAGGAGUCUGAAUUCAGGGACAAGUUGGACAUUCUGAACUUGAAGAUUGACAGGACCGACGUCAUCGUGCUUCAGAUGAACGAGCUGCAGGGCAAGCUCAAGGACGCAGCGAGCAAGAGGAAGAUGGCGCUGGCUGCUGUGUACCAGCAGAUCGGGGAGAUGUUGGCUCAGGACGAGCGCGUGGCCCAGCAUGAGGUGGACUGUGAGCUGGAGGCUAGUCUGGCCAGACUUCGCGACCUCACAACAAAGUUCGUUGACAACAGCGAGAGGAUGACGAAAGCCAGAGAGAAGAUCGACAGUCUUUUGAGUCAGGCGGGGACGCCGGCCUUUCUGCAGGCUUCAUUCGAGUUGCCCCGGGUGGUUAAGUUUGACCCCCACACCCCUCGAAUUAACCUGGACUCCAAAAGGGUGAUGGCAACACAGAGCUUUGCUGCCACCCUGCAGGAGAACCUGAUGACGCUCUUCACUCAGCCGUUUGAGGCCAGAGUACCACUGCUAAAACCAGGACAAGCAGAAACUUCUUUCUCUGGAGCUGCAGGAGGAGAAAACAGUCCAGCCUCGGCCCCCGAGUCUCAUUCCUCAAAGCCUCCAGAGCAAAGACCUCCACCCAGCUCCCAUAGUCCAGGUCGUCCACCUGUCCCGAGCUACUACCAAGCCGCCCAUUUUCCUUUUUACAUACAGGCAAAGCCAUCAUGGAGUCUGCAGCAGAAUCAACCUUCUGGUUUUUCCAGGCCUGCGUUCUUCCACGAACAGAAACCACCUUCUCAGAAAAGUCCCGGAGGAAUGUCUAAGAAAGCAGUAGGAAAACCAGUCGGUAAACCAGUCGGUAAACCAGUCCACAAAGUGGUACCGAGUCGGGGUGGAGACGGGAAGCAUCCGCCCCAAAGCAAAGACAAGAAGGCUGACGGUGGCCACCAAGGCUCUCAAAAGCAAGGCAAAAAGCCACCAAGUGCACAAGGAGGACAGAAGCCUGGGGGGAAAAGACCCGACUCUGCUAAGAAAGACAAGCCGAAAGGACAGCCGCCGUCAGGGAAACCGGCCAGGCCCAACCCACAUCCGAGAAAAAAUAAGUAGCGGUGAGCGUCGGAGUUCAUCAGCAGAACCUGAAGGGACUGAUGGACCUACGCACAGUAACACUGUUGUGAUUGUUAUUAAAUGAAACUGUUUGCUUCAUGUUUUAUUUGGGGUAUUAAACUUAACCAGCCUUUACUCCUUAUUCAAAUAUAACUAUAGUUAUAAACUCAGUUAGUCAUUUAUGACUUGCUAAGUAAUUCUUAUAAUCUCAUCUGACCUGAAUGAAAUUAUAAACUUUGCAUGCACCUUAUCUGCGCUGUUGUGUGGCAUCUGUGCGUAGAUCCUGCCACCUGCUUUAUAACGCGAAGCGUCGAUAUUUAAAAGUUAGAUAUCACAUUUUUAACUGUAUAUUGAACUGUAGAAACACGAGAAUAUGUUCAUCUGUUUAAAAAGAACACAAAUGGAGGAAAAAAGGCUCAUCACUGCAUUAGUCACGAUUUUGUAUGUGAAAACAUGGAAUAUCCAACUUCAAAGAAGAACAACACAAAAAAUCUCAAAGUUUAAUUUCCACUUCAGGGAUUGAGGUGAUGCAUCCCAAACCGCUUUCCAAGCUCUAUUGCCAUCAGAAAUGUAAAUGUUAAUUUAUUCUUCGUCUCAUCGAUUGAACUGAAUGAAAACACAGAAACACCUCGGCUAUGUAUGAAAAUAUUUAUGGGAAUGUCUUCAAAUUCAAAACAUCAUCUCUUUACAUUCAUCUCAAUCAAAGUUGGUUCUUGUCACAUUUUGUAAACAGCCAUUCUUUCAUGAUUGUUGGCAUUAAACGCUUGUUUUCCUCUGA
This is a messenger RNA of Poeciliopsis prolifica (blackstripe livebearer), 2753 nucleotides long. RefSeq names its product E3 ubiquitin/ISG15 ligase TRIM25-like. The record is from RefSeq and is a predicted model, not a curated record. The transcript is spliced from 9 exons. Bases 269 to 1975 code for a protein of 568 amino acids. Gene Ontology annotation, molecular function: zinc ion binding. NCBI's taxonomy places the organism in Eukaryota, Metazoa, Chordata, Actinopteri, Cyprinodontiformes, Poeciliidae.